CGGGAGAGAGAGAGGGGAGGAGAGCUCCGUCUCUCCCGGUGCACUUGGCAGUCUAGUUGCGGGCUGCUGUGCUGUUGCUGUCGUGGCGUGGCUGGUCGCGCCAGGCGGGGAACUUCACCACACUGGAGCCCGGAGUCCCACUCUCUCACCUGCGCAGUUCGGAGCUGCCAUGGGUCUCUCGCCGGGAUUUACUGUCCUAAUUAUUUUACCGGCCUUUCUGCUGCACACCAGCGGCCUUUACAUCGCCAGUAGCGUUGACUCCCUGCAGCACGUUCUGGGGGAGUAUGGACUGGUGAGGCCGAUCAGUGUGGACGCAGAGGGCCGCUUCCUGUCGCACGCCAUCUCAGCUGGCCGCAUGGCAGGGGGGCAGUCCCGUAGGCGCCGGAGGAGGGAGGUAGGAGAAGGCACUGAUGAGUGGGAAGGACCGAGAGGAGCCGAGGGGAGCCCGGGGCCCGCGGCUCCUCGGGAAAGGCUUUACUACAACGUCACCGUCUUCGGCCGGGAGUUCCACCUGCGCCUGCGCCACAACGCCAGGCUGGUGGCCCCCGGAGCCAAGAUGGAGUGGCGGGAUGACAGCGACAGCACGCGGCGCUCCGAGCCGCUGCACGAUGAAUGCCUGUACGUCGGUGACAUCGCGGACGCGCCGGGAGCCACCGUGGCUAUCAGCAACUGUGACGGCCUGGCCGGCAUGAUCAGGACGGAGCAAGAGGAGUUUUUUAUCGAGCCGGUGGAGAGGGGCGAUGGGGUGAUCGAAGAGGAGGAGGAGGAGGGAGGUGGAGGAAGGACACACAUUGUCUAUCGCUCUUCAGCCGUUAAGAAGGGGCCCAUCAGUAGCGCAGCGGCGGACUACCACUCCAGAGGUGCAGAUCUCGGCGGUCUGAUGGACCUGGAGUCUCUGUACCGCGGCGUGGAGGAGAGCAUCAACCACACCCGGGCCGGGCGAGCGCGCAGGCAGAGCCUGGACAGGGCCUACAACAUCGAGGUGCUGCUGGGCGUCGACGACUCCGUGGUCCAGUUUCAUGGGAAGGAGCACGUUCAGAAGUACCUGCUCACGCUCAUGAAUAUUGUGAAUGAAAUCUACCAUGACAACUCUUUGGGGGCAAAAAUCAAUGUGGUGCUGGUGCGGAUUAUUAUGCUGGGGUACGGCAAGUCCGUGAGUCUGAUCGAGCUGGGGAAUCCAUCUCAGAGUCUGGAGAAUGUGUGUCGCUGGGCAUUCCUGCAGCAGAAGCAAGACACAGGGGAUGCUGAGCAUCAUGACCAUGCCAUCUUCCUGACACGACAGGAAUUUGGCCCCACCGGCAUGCAGGGUUAUGCUCCAGUGACAGGCAUGUGCCAUCCGGUGAGGAGCUGCACUCUGAACCACGAGGACGGUUUCUCCUCGGCCUUCGUGGUGGCACACGAGACCGGACAUGUGCUGGGGAUGGAGCACGACGGCCAGGGGAACCGCUGUGGAGACGAGGUGCACAUGGGCAGCAUCAUGGCUCCGCUGGUGCAGGCCGCCUUCCACCGCUUCCACUGGUCCAGAUGUAGCAUGCAGGAGCUGGGACGCUACCUCCAUUCCUACGACUGUCUUCGCGAUGAUCCCUUCGACCACAACUGGCCGUCGCUGCCUCAGCUCCCUGGUUUGCACUACUCCAUGAACGAACAGUGCCGCUUUGACUUCGGCGUCGGCUACACAAUGUGCACCGCGUAUCGCACAUUUGACCCAUGUAAACAGCUGUGGUGUAGCCACCCUGACAAUCCAUUCUUCUGCAAGACCAAGAAAGGGCCGCCCAUUGAUGGAACCAUGUGUGGUAAUGGGAAGCAUUGCUUUAGAGGACACUGCAUCUGGUUGACUCCAGACCUCAUAAAGCAAGAUGGAAACUGGGGUUCAUGGAGUGAGUUUGGCCAGUGUUCCCGCACCUGUGGUGGAGGAGUACAGUUUCGCACCCGUGACUGUGACAAUCCAAGACCAGCCAACGGAGGCCGGACCUGCGUGGGGGCUACUUACCAAUUCCAGAUGUGCAACAUGAACGAGUGUGAAGACAUCUACAGCGAUCCACGGGAGGAGCAGUGCCACACCAGGGAGCCGCGCUUCGAACUCCACAGCAACAAGCACCACUUGCUGCCUUAUGAACACCCCGACCCUAACAAACGCUGCCACCUGCACUGCCAGUCCAAGGAGACACGAGACGUGUUCUUCAUGGAGAGGAUGGUCCAGGACGGCACGCGCUGCUCGUACAAGGACCCGCACAGUGUGUGUGUUCGCGGGGAGUGUGCGAAAGUGGGCUGUGACGGCGUGGUCGACUCCUCGAAGCAGGAGGACAAGUGUGGGGUGUGUGGAGGGGACAACUCCAGCUGCAAAACUUUUAAAGACAUCAUCUCUCGCAACGCCAAGAAACAAGGUUUCCUCAAAGUUCUUGAAAUUCCCAGAGGAGCAAGACACUUACUGAUCCAAGAGCUGAAAGCCACCUCACACACUCUGGCUGUUAAAAAUGUGGCAUCAGGACUGUUCUUCCUGAAUGGGGAAAACGAUUACCCAGAAACCCGUUCAGUCAUAGAGAAGGGCGUGGAGUGGGAAUAUGAGAACGAUAACAACAAAGAGACUCUUCAGACCACCGGCCCUCUCAGACACGGAAUUCUUAUCAUGAUGAAGUUACAUGGGGAUGAGGACGUGAAUUUGUCAUACAAGUACAUGAUGGAUAUGAACAGCGACUCAGCCAUUCUGUACAACAUGCUGGUGGAGGACAGCGCCUAUGAGUGGGCCCCCAAGAGAUGGUCGUACUGCUCCAAGCUUUGUGGUGGAGGGAAACAGUACCUGCGAUACGGCUGCAGAAGGAAGGUUGACAGCAAGAUGGUUCACAAAAGCUACUGCAACAAAUCCAACAUAAAGCCAAGAGGAGACACUCGAGACUGCAACCAGAAGCCCUGUCCUCCACCGAUCUGGGUGACCGGCGAGUGGCAGAACUGCAGCAAGCCGUGUGGAAAGACAGGCCUGCAGAUCCGCUCGGUCAGCUGCGUCCAGUUUUCAGAUGACAAUACCACGCGCUCAAUCCACAACAAGCACUGCAGCGACGACCGUCCCGAAACACGCAGGCCCUGCAACCGACACUCGUGCCCCACCCAGUGGAGGGUGGGACCAUGGUCACAGUGCUCGGUGACAUGUGGUAAUGGAACCCAGCAAAGACAGGCACUGUGCCACGCCAGGGACAAUACCAUCGGCCUGUGUCUGGACAGCAAGCCAGAAACCAUCAGGGUUUGUCGCCUGGAACCAUGUCCCAAGGGCUCGUCCGACCUCAACAAGAACGGCAACAUCCUGAUCCACUGGAUUCCUCACCCCAAACACGGCUUCCCCAAGAUGUCCUCACGCCAGCGUUGUCAUGGAGACCGGUCUGUGUUAUGUCGCAUGGAUGUUGUGAAGCGCUACUGCUCUCUGCCGGAGUACCAGCGCAUAUGCUGCAAGUCCUGCAGCAAUGUCACCAUUGCAGAACCCAUACCCAAGCCAACCUCCAGCUCUCCGUCUGUAACGUCAGUCAAGCCCACGCUCAGAGCUCCUCCACCCGCCAGCAUCCUCACCGCCCUCCCACCCACCAAGCCUGCCAUCCCCACCACGUCGCCUUCCCACAUCGGUUUCUGGUCCACAACUCAUCCUGUUGCCUCUCCGGUCUCAACCCCUCAUUCCAUUUCAACGCCGCUCACUACCUCAGGGACAUCAACCAUCGACCCGCCAGCAUCCACCAGAGCUUCUGUCCUCCCCGCCACUUCUUCCAUGGCAGUCGCCCUUGUCUCCACAACUUCCCCCAGUGUUGGUAAUCGUCCCAUGCCUCUGCCUGCUCCAGAUGUAGAAAAAAGCACAGAUCUACAGGUGGAGAGCACUGAAAGAAUUCUGACAACAUCUGUUAUUGUAACUAGCACAGACGUUGCUGCAACAACCAAUUCACCAAAGACAAGUCCAGCGGAAAAUACGACAAAAGCAGACGUCCUGAUAAAAUCAAAGCCUAAAAAGAAUAGUCUGCCAAAGAAAACACAGAAAAAGGUUGAUCUGCCAAAGAUUAAUCCAAAAAAGAAUACAGCACUGGACAGGACGCCAGGAAAAAAUAUUACAGCAAAAAUAAAUCCCAAAAAGAAAACUAGCUCUGUGCCAAAAAAGGCUACGUUACCAAACACCCAAACGCCCAAAAAAGGUCCCCCAGCAAAGUCUACACCUAAAAAGACUGCUUCUCCAAAGACAACACCAAAAAAGACUAAUCCUGUAAAGGCUACUCCAAAAAAGACAACUGUAGAAAAGACUACUCCAAAAAAGACAAUUGUAGAAAAGACUACUCCCAAAAAGACAACUGUGGAAAAGACUACUCCAAAAAAGACAAUUGUAGAAAAGACUACUCCCAAAAAGACAACUGUAGAAAAGACUACUCCCAAAAAGACAACUGUAGAAAAGACUACUCCAAAAAAGACAACUGUGGAAAAGACUACAAAGACUACUCCCAAAAAGACAGCUGUGGAAAAGACUACUCCCAAAAAGACAACUGUAGAAAAGACUACUCCAAAAAAGACAAUUGUAGAAAAGACUACUCCCAAAAAGACAACUGUGGAAAAGACUACUCCAAAAAAGUCUACUGCAGCAAAGACUAUUUCAAAAAAGACAUCUCAAGCAAAGGUUAAUUCUAAAAAGGCUCCUCCUGUAAAGAGCCUUCCAGAAAACAUAAAUAAACCUUCUUCUGAAAAGAAGGUUCCACCAAAGACCAAAGUCAUGAAGCAACCUCAGCCAAAGAAAAAUGUCCCGAAAACCCCCCAGCACAAAAGUGUUUUAGAUCCACAGGUCAAAGUCACCGAGAAAGAAGGAAAUGCUAAAAAGACUAUAUCUAAAAAGAAAACACCCAAAAUUCCUAGUUAUUCCACUACAUCUGUCACAUCCUAUACAGACUCACAGCCUUCAACAGAGCAUGUUUCCUCCACUACAUCCUCCACCAUCAGUCCUUAUGCUACAAAAGUGAGCUUUCCAGAGUCAGAAACCGAUGUGAAGUACGUAAGAAACAGUACAGUGGUGACAGAGGAGACUCCGCUGUGGUACGAGGUUAGCUCAGACCCUGGAGUGACGACACCCAGCACCGUCUCUGACCCCGUUACGCCCUCUGAGAGCGUUGUUAUUGAGGACGCUACAGUGUCCAGUGGAACGAUGCCGUACAGCGACGUCUCCAUGACUAGCGGUGGGGAUGUCACAGUAUCCAGCGGGACGAUUCUCAGCGGUGAUGACAUUACUGUGUCCUACAGCAACGUGGGAUUGGUCAGUGACACCAUGGUCUUGGACGAUGGCCUCACCAUGGUGAUACCCACCAUUAGUGAAGACGACUUCACACAGCUGGCCACCUCACCCUGGCUGGAUCUAUCCGAGUACAUCCCUGUGAACAUCCCCGCUCCCACGUCCACCGCAGACCCCUCUACCCCCCACCCCCCACCCAGCACAAUCACUCCUCCAACUGCCAAACCACCAGUCGCCACCACCACCACCGCUGCUGCGAUCUUAGAUCCUCAACGGAGCACCGAAGAGGACAGAGAGAACAACUCCGUCGACAUCGUACCCAGCCGGAUCGGCGGCGCGGACGCCGACGUCUCACUGAACAACCUGAUCCCAAAGCGGCGGGUCAAUCUCAGAGAAAGAACCAAGAACAAACGCAUUCAGGAGCUUCUAGAGGAAAAGCGAAACUUUCUGCUCAGGAUGAAGAGAGGCCACUCAGCACAAUAGAACAAGCCUUCUCCUUUUUCUCUUAUAGAGACGAACAUUUUUCUCUCCAUUCCGCCUGCUGUCGUGCUUUCUGUCAAGCUUUUUCACAAACACAGAAAACUCUCCACCAUAUCACAAUCAGGACCACUGCAGGGUGGGAUCAUCUUGAUCAAUUGUUUGAACAGUUGUUUCAAAUGAAAGGAAACCCUUGAGAGUACAAACUGUUGCAGAUUUGGAGCAAACCGACUCCUCUGUGUAAACACAAUAAUGACAAACAGAUGGAUGAAGAGUGAACAUCCAGGCCUGUUCAAAGUCCUGAUUUUAUCCCCCUGAACCACCUGCAGUCUUGUUUGGGGAUUAGGUGAUGAUGCAUGUAAGUGAUAAUGUAGUUUGUAAAAUGGUAAUUUCCCUUCUGGUGCUUAUGGGGCAACAGAAUUGCCUCCUCGAUUCCAGAUCUCCAUUUCAUGUUUUGCCAGAGCCCAGGACUGCAGCUUCCCCAGACAGAUAGGAUUACUGCUCUGUCUCCUGAUAACUGUUGAUCAAAUUAAAGUGGUUCUUUAAGUGGCUAACGCUCUCAAUACAUUGUACAUACAUAAUGUAUAUUAGUGGCUAUUUUGAGGCCUGAAAGCAAUGUGCCAAAGCCAGACAAUCACAAAGUAAAAUUUAAAUUUAUUGCAGUGCGAAAGUUUACACUGGUUGAAUUGUGCUGCUUUUCUCCAAAGCAAGGACUUUCCAAAGGGUUUUCUUAUCUCUCAGGAAGUUAAAAAAACAGUAUAAAGUCUGCAGAGGGACAUUGCUUGGCUUUGCUUUAUUUUUGUUUUCCUGUUUUCACGGUCAGUCAAAUAUGGUGCUCUUUCUUUUUCUCAGUGUUGCUAACAGCAAUGUCCCUCAUGCAUUCGUUUAAGAAGAAAAAAGAUUAAAAAAAAAUAAAUAAAUAAAUGAAUAAACCAGCCUGUGUAUAUUAAUUGUAUCCAAACCAAAGCUUUAAGGGCCAGUUUAUUUUCUUUCUUUUUUAAAAGUUUUUUUUUUGUACAUCUCUAACUUGCAGCACCUGCAAGAGCACGUAUUUCUGUACAAUAUCUGUACAUAUGAAAUAGAAGUUAAUGUUUAAUAUUUAUUAAAGUUCAAGUGCCUUUGA
Salarias fasciatus (jewelled blenny) is the source of this 6839-nucleotide messenger RNA. Its product is annotated as A disintegrin and metalloproteinase with thrombospondin motifs 2-like. The record is from RefSeq and is a predicted model, not a curated record. Gene Ontology annotation, biological process: proteolysis; extracellular matrix organization. The coding region runs from base 170 to 5722 and encodes 1850 amino acids. Gene Ontology annotation, cellular component: extracellular matrix. Lineage: Eukaryota; Metazoa; Chordata; Actinopteri; Blenniiformes; Blenniidae. Gene Ontology annotation, molecular function: metalloendopeptidase activity. The transcript is spliced from 22 exons.